Molecule: messenger RNA, 972 nt
Organism: Aspergillus melleus
Lineage: Eukaryota; Fungi; Ascomycota; Eurotiomycetes; Eurotiales; Aspergillaceae
Product: DUF1183 domain protein
Exons: 1
Coding region: 1-972 (323 amino acids)
Biological process (GO): regulation of store-operated calcium entry
Cellular component (GO): endoplasmic reticulum membrane
Source: RefSeq, a predicted model, not a curated record
AUGCAUCACCCGACUAUACCGCAGCUUUUCCUGGCUUUUCUCCUACCAGCCUCCGUUCUCUCUUAUGGCGGCGCAUCCUCGCCAAAACCACCAGGCAACAAAGCCAUCCUACUCUCCAAUGUCCAGACUUUGACGCUCCGAGGAGAUCGACUCACUUCCUCUCGUCGCGUUUCUCCGAUCCCCCAACUACAAUGCGUUGGGCCAUCGAAGAAAAUCUGCCAAUCGUACCCAAUUGAUGUGAUGCGGUGCACCAACGCCGGCUCCGACUAUAACGAAGAAGAUGUUCAGUGGACUUGCACCGCUUCACUACCACCAGAACUCAAACUGGGCUCGACGGACGUGAUUUGUGAAGGAUACCGGAAUGCGGACGAUCCUUGGGUCUUGAAAGGUAGCUGUGGCGUUGAAUACCGGCUCCUCUUGACGGACCUGGGCGAGAAGAAAUUCGGACGACAACACGACGACAAUUUGUCGCAGGGUAUUGCGCGUAAUAAAUGGCAGAAGCUACUGGCUGUGGUUGGGGAUAUCAUAUUUUAUGGGUUCAUCGCCGCAGUUUUCGCGUAUAUAUUGGUGCCCAUGGUGAUCCAAUGCUUUGGGGGUCAAGGUGAUCGAAGACGCCGUACGCCUGGCCGUGGCUGGGGUGGUGGAUCUGGUGGUGAUGGUGGCGGUGGAGGCGGAGGCGGAGGAGGAGGCCCGUAUUAUGACCCUCCGCCGCCAUAUAGCACUCAUCCUGAUAGCUCUCGUGGAUGGAGACCUGGGUUUUGGACCGGCGCGUUGGGAGGUGCCGCGGCUGGGUACAAUCUCGGCAGAAGGCAAAGCGGUUAUAACUCGUCUGCAUUUACGAACCGACAGCCGUCAUCAUCCAGGCACCGGAACAACUCAUAUGACUCGGGACAAGGCAGCUCGCGGUCUGCGUUUCAAUACUCUGAUGCCACUACUACGAGUACUGGCUUUGGAUCAACCAGGCGCCGAUAG